AUGCCGACACAAGGCAUCGCAGACCCGUACAGCACCCCCUUUGACUUCUGUACAGACGCCACAUACGACGCCGAGCGCUCCAGCGACCCGCCGCUGACGCCUAAAGAGCUGGCCACGCUGCCGCCGGUGCCGGCCGGCCCCGCCUACAAGGCGGACCCGCAAACCGGCAGGCGGGUGUACCGCUUCACGACCCAGGCCAACUGCACAUGCUCGCCUCGGAGCUGGGACCACUACGACCCGGUGACUGGCGCCCCGAACAGCAGCUUUGUAGGGUGCGCAGACUCCGACCCGUUGUACUUCCCGUUUGGCCCCUG
Molecule: messenger RNA, 314 nt
Organism: Monoraphidium neglectum
Lineage: Eukaryota; Viridiplantae; Chlorophyta; Chlorophyceae; Sphaeropleales; Selenastraceae
Exons: 3
Source: RefSeq, a predicted model, not a curated record